Messenger RNA from Closterium sp. Naga37s-1, 2934 nucleotides. NCBI's taxonomy places the organism in Eukaryota, Viridiplantae, Streptophyta, Zygnematophyceae, Desmidiales, Closteriaceae. The record is from the annotation of a GenBank genome assembly.
AUGCGCGCUGCGCAGAACAUGCAACUGCAGCAUCAACAACAGCAGCUACAGCAGCAACAGCAGCAUCAACAACAGCAGCUACAGCAGCAGCAUCUACAGCAGCAGCUACAGCAGCAGCAGCAGCAUUAUCAACAGCAGCAGUUACUGCAGCAGCAGCAACAGCAGCAGCAGCAGCAGCAGCAACAGCAGCAGCAUCUUUCCUCCCUCGCCUCCCACCCCCCCGUCCCAUCCGUUACCGUCUCCGAGCCUCCUUCCUCCAUCUCAUCCUCGUUAGUAGCUGACGCGAAACCGUCCAACGAUAUCAACUUCGAGCGCGCCGGUGAAGACUACCGGCUUCAACUAGCCCUCGCGCUGCGCCUAGCCGCGGAGGCGUCGUUUCUAGACGAAGCAAGCGAGAAGCGACGCGGGUCCGGGCGGGCGGGUUUGGACUUUGCAGAGUUCGACGCGCGGGGCAAGGGGGUAACUGGCGCGGGGGAUAGGAGGAGAGGGGGCGCGCGGAAGGCGGGGAGGGACGACGGGAGUGUCGCGCGGGGGAGGGAGGAGGACGAGCGGCGACCGGGGCAUAAGCUGCAUCCGUGGGAGCUGGAGCGAUGCAUUUUCCGCUUCUGGACCACACAAGUCUUAGAAUACAGCGACGCCGCGGACUCGCGGUUCUAUGGGGUGUUUGGUUCCGCGCUGAACGCCAAGGUGUGGGGCGUGUGCGCGGAGGCGCGCGGGCAGGGCCACAUGCCGACUCUGGAGAUGCUGCGCGCGCUGGCAGCGCAUGACACGGCGGUGGACGUGGGCCACAUGCCGACGCUGGACAUGCUGCGCGCGCUGGCAGCGCAUGACACGGCGGUAGACGUGGUGCUGGUGGACUUUGAAGAGGACUCUGGGCUCAGAAAGCUCGUUGCUAGGCUGGCGGCUGGGUGUGGGAAGGCGCAGGGGCAGGGGCAGGGGCAGGGGCAGGGGCAGGCGCAGGGGCAGGCGCAGGCGCAGGGGCAGGGGCCGGGGCAGGGACAAGCGCAGGCGCAGGGGCAGGGACAGGGGGAGGAGGAGAAGAGCGGGGAGCCCACGGCGGGCUCUAUAAUCUCUCUCUCAUACCUCUCCCCUCCCUCUCCCUUCCCUCUCCCCUCCUUCUCCCCUCCCUCUCCCCUCACUCCCUCCCUCUCCCCUCCCUCUCCCUCCCCCCCUCCCUCUCCCCUCCCUCUCCUCUCCCUCCCUCCCUUUCCCCUCCCUCUCCCCUCCCUCUCCUUCUCCCCCUCUCUCCCCUCCCUCACCCUCUCCCUCUUAUCUCCCCUCCCUGUCCCCUCCGUUCAUUCCCGUUCCUAUGAGGUGUGGGAGGAGCUGGCUCGGGAGAGCAGGGUGCGGGCUGGAUCGCCCAUCAUGCUCAUCGGGAGCAUCAAGCUGGGUCUGAGUCGCCACCGCGCCUUGCUCUUCAAGGCCCUAGCGGAUUACUUUGGCAUCCCAUGUCGCAUGAUUCGAGGCACCAAUGGGGAGGCACUCAUUGCCACACGCUGCCGCCACAACAGGGAGUGGCUGGUAGACGUGAUGAGGCAUCCUGGACAGAUGGCCUCUCGUUCUCACGAUGGCACCGUGGCAGGUCCCGCCUUCCUCAGGUCCCCCCUGCAGUUCGACCUCCCCUCCCCCUGGUCCGCCUCCCCCGCCCAAUCCGCGCGCCUGCACCUGCACUCGCGCCCCCCGCGCCCCCCCGGGUCCUCCCCCCAACAGCCCGGCGCAGGGGCAAGGGCGGAGGGCACAGGGACGGGUGGGGGACAAGGGGCGAGUGGGGACGGGAGAGGAGGGUCAGGAGGAGGGGGAGCGGAAGGAGGGGAUGGAGAGCGGGCAGAGGGGGUGGGGAUUGAAUCUGAGCCGUCGGUUUAUGCCUUGGCCACGCAGCAGCGGUUUGCAGGGCGGAGCAGUUGUGGGUGCGGGAUUAGGAGGGCGGUGUGGGGGCAGGGGGGAUUGUCAGGGGGAAGGGGGAGCGCGGGGGGAGCAGAGAGGCGCUCAGGCAGGCUUAGCACGUUGGGGGAAGCGGGGGGAGGGGGCGGAGGGGCAGGGGGGGGAGUAGGGGGAAGCAUGGGGCAAGGGGAUAAUCCCCCCGCUGGUGGUGCUGGGGGGGCGGACAGGGGGGGCGCAGAGCGGAGUGGGGAAGGUGGGGAUGCGGGCGCAUCUGGGGGGAUGAUGGAGGGAAUGGCGGAAGGUGGGGGGAGCAGCGGGGGGAUGCUGGGGAGAUGGCUUAAGAGCCCCGCAGGCAGUGAGCGGGUGUUCUGGGGGGGCGCAGGGGGGGAAGGCGCAUGGGCGCAAGGGGGAGCAGGGGGAGACGGCGGAGGAGGGGGGAGAGGCGCCAGGGGGAAAGGGGGGAUUAUGGAGGGGUGGGGAGUGGUGGCGCCAGGAAAAGGGGGAAAGGGGAGGAAAGGCAAGGCGGGGGAGAAGGGGACGGGGAGGACGAAAGGGGGGAGGAGGGGAGGGAGGGGGAGGGAGGCAGAGGAGGAGAGUGGGGAGGACGGGCGGGGAGGGGCGGGGGGAGCAGGGGGGGCAGCGGGGGCGCGGGAGAUGGCGGAUGAAGGGGCUAUGGUGCUGCGAUGGGCAAUGAAGGAGCUUGAAAUCGACUGGGGUGACAUGCACUUGCGGGAGAGAAUAGGGCAAGCAAGUGGUAGUGAAGCUCUUUCCCCUUACCUCCCUCCCCUGCUCUCCCCUGCUCUCCCCUGCCCUCCCCUGCGAUCCCACUCCCUUCCCUGCCCUCCCCCAUCUCUCCCCCGCUGCUGCACUCAGGACGUGGCAGUGAAGGUCUUUCUAGACCAGGACCUGGGCUCCCAUGCUCUCGAGGACUUCAGGACAGAGGUGGCCAUAAUGUUCAAGGCGCGCCACCCCAACGUGCUCUACCUCAUGGGUGCUGUCACCCGCCCGCCCCACCUCUCUAUAGUCACCGAGUUCUGCCCGCGGUACGUCUGA